AGCCCAUUUCGCUCUAAGAUUUGUUCGCGAAGUUCACAGCUGUUAUCGCCGUUGACAGCUGGCGAACCAUGUUGCAAUAGUCUGUCACUCAUUGCAAAUCAAAAUGCAGAGGAAUUAUACCUCAUGCCGAUUCAUGUGUGUGUAACUUGGCUGAAAAUAUAAUACGUCGUAAAGUUCAGUAUGGGAGUAGAGACUUUGGGGCCGCUGGCCUUUUGUUUAGUAUUCGUUUUUACAAUUCAAAGUAGCAUAGCGUCUAUGGUUAGCACUGAUUUAGAAACUGAAAAGAAAAUUCAAAACAACCAUAGAAUAGACAGUUUAAAUAUUUUGUUGUAUACAUUCUUGUUAAUUCUGACUGUUGUGACAAUUUGGAUCUUCAAGUACAAGCGUGCAAGAUAUCUUCAUGAGACUGGUUUGGCUGUAAUCUAUGACCCUGAGGUGUUCAACAGGACCUACGUAUACCUCUUCAGGGGAGAGAUACCCAACGCUCAGGAGACGGAGAUAGUCCAGAAGACCCAGAGAUGUCUUAACAGCGCUUACGUGUACCGCUUUAAGGACCCAGAGGUGUUCAACAGGACCUAUGUGUACCUCUUCAGGGGAGAGAUACCCAACGCUCAGGAGACAGAGAUCGUCCAGAAGGCCACAUUUGACCCCGAGAUAUUCUUCAACAUCCUCCUGCCGCCCAUCAUCUUCAAUGCAGGAUACAGCCUCAAGAAGCUUCACUUCUUCCACAACCUGGGCGCCAUCUUUGCGUAUGCAUUCCUCGGCACAGCCAUCUCAGCCUUCACUGUGGCAGGGCUGCUGUACGGCCUCCUCCUGUUGUCCAUGAACCCUCUGUUCACGUUCACGGACUGCCUGUUGUUCGGGACGCUCAUCUCAGCCACGGACCCCGUCACGGUCAUCGCCAUCUUCAACGACCUCCGCGUCGACGUCAACCUCUACGCCCUCGUCUUCGGGGAGAGCAUCCUUAACGAUGCUGUGGCCAUCGUCAUGUCUAGGUGGGCUAGGGACAUGUCUAGGUGGACUAUCGUCAUGUCUAGGUGGGCUAUAGAGGCAUCCUUAACGAUGCUGUGGCCAUCGUCAUGUCUAGCCUGCGGAUCUAAAAUGACNCUCUCUGAGAACUUCAUCUUCAGCUACAUCGGCGUGUCCAUGUUCACCUUCGAACAUCAUCUCUGGGAGCUGGACUUCAUCGUGUUCUCCUUCAUCGCCAUCAUCGUGGGACGCGCGUGCAACAUCUACAUCCUCUCCGGCAUCAUGAACAUCAGGAGGAACCCGCGCAUACCUGCCAGCUUCAUGCAUAUGCUUGUCUUCUCUGGCCUACGCGGGGCGAUGGCGUUCGCGCUGGCGCUACGCAACGCCAGCACCGACGCGCGUAAAGCCAUCAUCACGACCACGUCCCUCAUCGUCAUCGUGACCGUCAUUCUCGUGGGGGGCAUGACGACGCAGAUGAUGACGUGGCUGGGCAUCCCGGUGGAUGUGGAGGAGGAGGAGACACAUCACCUCAACCAAUUCCACCCCAUCCGCAACCAAUACAACGCCCUGUUCGUCCAGCCACGUAAAAUUAACGGUGACGCCGUUAAUUUCACGGUAAUUUACCUGUUUCCCCGAGCUUUUUCGUCUUUUUAG
Hyalella azteca is the source of this 1623-nucleotide messenger RNA. Its product is annotated as sodium/hydrogen exchanger 7-like. The record is from RefSeq and is a predicted model, not a curated record. Gene Ontology annotation, molecular function: sodium:proton antiporter activity. The transcript has 12 exons. Bases 181 to 1623 code for a protein of 480 amino acids. Gene Ontology annotation, biological process: proton transmembrane transport; regulation of pH; sodium ion transport. Gene Ontology annotation, cellular component: recycling endosome; membrane. Lineage: Eukaryota; Metazoa; Arthropoda; Malacostraca; Amphipoda; Hyalellidae.